AGCGCUGCUCUUUCUGUGGAGGCCACCGCGCGCAGAGCCUAGCGAGCUCGGGGCUGGAUUCCUGCUGGAGCCGGCUAGGGAGCAGGACCUCUUGGAUACGCUGGCUUUGGAGCUUCGGUGGAGGGGGGACCGAGGAGGAACACACUGCCUGGCUCUCAAGCCUCUCCAUCUGCUGCUGUGUCUGUUGAAGUGGAAUUAGACAUGCAGUCCUAGAAUGAUGUCUUUAUCAACAUUAAUGUGACAAUCACACAACAUUUACCAAACACUUUGCCAAGCAAUAAUAUUCAUUUAAAAUCUUGUAAAGGAAGAUCCACCACUGUCCCCAUUUGCAGACGAGGACAGGGUGUGUUCAGAGAAGCAAAGAAGCAUCCUUUUUCCUCCCUUCAAUUCUAUGGGAUUUCUUUGGAAGCUGUCGUUAAAACCAUCGUUUUUCCUGGGCCAAAGGAAUAAAGAGUCUGAAGAAGUCCUCAGGAGCUGUAGUGUACGCAAGUUCUCACGCUCACUACGGGACACCAUCUGCCCUCCUCCUCAUCUGUCUCCUGGAGAUAAGUCCAUGCAUCCUUCUGAGAACUCUGAGAGACUCGGGUGACAGGCCUUCAACACAGCACAUGGCCCGGCAGGGGCUGAUAAGUAGGUGCAGUAGGCAGUAGCUGUGACUACGGAUCCAGAUGCACACAGCAGAUGUGGAAGGCAGGCAGCUGCCCUUGGAGAUGAAGGUCCGGAGCCGGGACCCCCGGUUACCAGUGUGAAUGGGGGAUUGAACCAGGCUGCCCACCCCACGAACAUGACAACAGCCCAGGAUGGCCACGGGCAAGGAGCCGCAGCCACUUGUUCAGCUUCCAACCCGAAGGCCCCUAAAAUGGUGACAUCCUCAGCAUGUCAGAAUGGAGGCUGCAAAAGCAGCCCCGGCAGUGAUCCGGAAGCCGGGGAAGCCCGCCUCAGCCCUUCCAAGCUGGUCCGUCUCUUCUCUGGUAGUCGGAAGAGGAUGAAUUCGAAUUCUGAGAGGCCUCGCUCGGUGGUCCUUGUGGGGAAUUCCUCCACAUGGAAUGCCUUGGCCUCCUUCCGUAAAAUGGGCUCUUUUAAAAGACUAAAAUCUUCUGUCCUUCAAGGAAUUCAGAACCGGGAGGGGGCAGAAGUUUCCAAGGAGGAGGCGACAGGAGACCCAGGAAGGGCUGCUCCCAAUGGCACCAUUGGCAUCCUUGGAAAGGGCCCGGGCAGGUGUACAUCCUUGGGCCCUCUAGGAGAUGGCGCGGGGUCGGACUGCUCAGACCCUGAGGACACAGAGGACGCCUUCCAGAGGAGCACGCACCGUUCACGCAGCAUCCGCAGGGCCUACGGCCUGGGCCGCAUCAGCCUGCUGGACCUGGGGCGGCAGCCAGUGCCCGAGCCCGCUGUGUGUGAGAUCCAAGUGCGCGACCCUGAGCCCAGCAGGGCUGUGCCUCUGCCGCGCAGAAGCAAGAGCAUCGACAGCUUGAGCGUCCUCAAGAGCUCCUUCAAGCGCAAGUCUGCAUCCAACCUCACGGAACUGCAGGGUGACAGGCAGGUUCCCUCCAGGACCCUGAGCGGCUUCUUCACAGACCCGGAGAAGCCGGGUAGCUCAGAGAGGAGAGCCAGACGCUGGAGGAGCCCCAUCCGGGCCAAGGACUUCGACCGAGUCCUAAGACUGGUGAGCAGUGUCAAGGAUGCGGCCUGGAAGAGGGAGGCCCCCAGGAGUGCAGCCCCUAGCCCCGGUCCCGAUCUGGGGGAUUCGAACCCAGUACUUGCACCUCAAAGCAAGCUACAUGAUGACUACUCACGGCGUACCAGCAGCAGCGUGGAGCCAGAUGCCAGGCGUGGUGGUUCUUUGUCCUCACCCUGUGCCCCUGCACCAUGCACUGCUGCGCCCUACACAGCUCCAGAACCCCACCUUGAUGUGGAUACUGCAGUCUUCCCCCUAGAAACUAAGAGUGCUCAGCCACUGGGAAACGAUGGACCUCAUGCCAGCAGUCCCUCGACAACCCCCACAGACCCUGAAGGGUUGAGUCAAGCCUCCAGGGAGGCGCAUACUGGCAGCCAGCAUCCCUUUGACCCUAUACAGAUGCCCACUCCUCUGAGGCCCACCACACCCAAGCCGCAAAGCCCUCAGAGCCCAGGGAGUACUAAGUGCCCCAGUACUCUGAGUGUGCUGUCCCUCAGUUCAGCGGACAGUGAAGAACGGACCGAGGAUGCCGGGCACAGGCAGCCAGGAUCCGUGUCCCUCCAGGACACUGUCCUCGCCACCGCUGGUGAUAUGGGGGGAGAAAGCGGUGACAGCUCUUUUCCUGCGAAUCUUGACAGAGCCACCAAUCCAGAAGAGAGGAAGGAAGAGGUGGUGACUGAGGAUGACUGGCGGCAGGGCUCAGCCCUAGAGGAGGAGCAGAACGAGGCGCCCCGAGUCUCCCGGAGGAGGUGGGGCUCAGGCAGGCGCACCCGGCCGCGACCACUGUCUGACUAUGGCCAGUUGGCCAGCAGAAGCUUGUCCAUUCCUGAAGAUGCCAUUGCUGCAGACCCUCCAGAUGAAGACCACGUGGACAAGAUACACCCAGCAAGUGUGACCACCAGCAACCAGGAUCCAUGCGCCCCCUCAGGCUGUUCCAGGGCAAGCCGGCGAAGGAGACCUAUAUCUGUGAUCGGAGGGGUCAGCUUCUAUGGCAACAGCCAGGUAGAGGAUGCGGAGAACCUCUUGGUCCAACCAGCAGCCAGGCCUCCCGUGCCUGCACACCAAGUUCCACCCUACAAGGCUGUGUCUGCCCGCCUCAGGCCCUUCGCCUUCUCCCAGAGCACUCCCAUCGGGCUGGACCGCGUGGGGCGGCGCCGGCAGAUGAAAACAUCCAAUGUCUCUUCAGAUGGAGGUGCGGAGUCUUCGGCCUUAGUGGAUGAUAAUGGUAGUGAGGAGGACUUCAGCUAUGAGGAGCUCUGCCAGGCCAACCCUCGAUACCUACAGCCAGGCGGGGAACAGCUGGCCAUCAAUGAGCUCAUCAGCGAUGGCAGCGUGGUCUGUGCAGAAGCACUGUGGGACCAUGUGACCAUGGACGACCAGGAACUGGGCUUCAAGGCUGGGGAUGUUAUCCAGGUCCUGGAAGCCUCCAACAAGGACUGGUGGUGGGGCCGGAAUGAAAACAAAGAGGCCUGGUUCCCUGCCAGCUUUGUUAGGCUUCGAGUCAAUCAGGAGGAGCUGCCUGAGAGCUGCAGCAGCUCCCACGGGGAGGAGCAGGAGCAGGAGACCAGCAAAGCCCGCCACAAGCACCCCGAGAGCCAGCAGCAGAUGCGGACCAACGUCAUCCAGGAGAUCAUGAACACCGAGCGAGUAUAUAUCAAGCACCUCAAAGACAUCUGUGAGGGCUAUAUCCGACAGUGUCGUAAGCACACCGGAAUGUUCACCAGUGCGCAGCUCGCCACUAUUUUUGGAAACAUUGAAGACAUUUACAAAUUCCAAAGAAAGUUUCUGAAAGACCUUGAGAAACAGUACAACAAAGAGGAACCUCACUUAAGUGAAAUAGGAUCCUGCUUUCUUCAGCACCAAGAGGGCUUUGCCAUCUACUCUGAGUACUGCAACAACCACCCGGGCGCCUGUGUGGAGCUGUCCAACCUCAUGAAGCACAGCAAGUACAGGCACUUCUUCGAGGCCUGCCGCCUGCUGCAGCAGAUGAUCGACAUCGCCCUGGACGGCUUCCUCCUCACGCCCGUGCAGAAGAUCUGCAAAUACCCACUGCAGCUGGCUGAGCUGCUCAAGUACACCACACAGGAGCACGGCGAUUACGACGACAUAAAGGCAGCCUAUGAAGCCAUGAAGAACGUGGCCUGCUUGAUCAAUGAGCGCAAGCGCAAGCUGGAGAGCAUAGACAAGAUCGCCCGCUGGCAGGUGGCCAUCGUGGGCUGGGAGGGCCUGGACAUUCUAGACCGAAGCUCUGAGUUGAUUCAUUCCGGAGAACUGACCAAAAUCACCAGGCAGGGCAAGAGCCAGCAGCGCAUCUUCUUCCUUUUCGACCACCAGCUAGUGUCCUGCAAGAAGGACCUGCUGCGCAGGGACAUGCUGUACUACAAGGGCCGCAUGGACAUGGAUGAGGUGGAGCUUGUGGAUGUAGAGGAUGGGCGGGACAAAGACUGGAACCUAAGCAUGCGCAAUGCCUUCAAGUUGGUCAGCAAGGCCACGGAUGAAGUUCAUCUCUUCUGUGCCAGAAAGCAAGAAGACAAGGCCAGGUGGCUGCAGGCCUACGCGGACGAGAGGCGACGGGUGCAGGAGGACCAGCAGAUGGGAAUGGAGAUCCCAGAAAAUCAGAAGAAACUCGCUAUGUUGAAUGCUCAGAAGGCAGGACAUGGGAAAUCUAAAGGCUACAACAGCUGCCCCGUGGCCCCGCCCCACCAGAGCCUGCCGCCCCUUCACCAGCGCCACAUCACUGUGCCCACCAGCAUCCCACAGCAGCAGGUCUUUGCUUUGGCUGAGCCCAAGAGGAAGCCAUCACUCUUCUGGCACACCUUCCACAAACUCACUCCCUUCCGGAAAUGAGCCUUACCCGGUGUGAGCCUCUGAGGUACUGUGGGGAGGAAGACCGGUUGUCUCUUCAGCGUGAUGUCUAGAGAUGGCUUCUUGCUCAGUGAUGAAUAUUUUGUUUGGGGAUCGAUGAAGGGGAGAAGAAGUUGGACUCAGCUUUGACCAUGAGAGGCCCCAGAACCCUUGUGGAUGGAAGGAGCCACGGAGCACUGCUCUGUCCCACACGGAAGCCACACUCUCAAGUGGCCAUGAUGUAGGGACUAGGGCCUCUCUACAUGGAGACUGCGGAUUCAGUUGGCCCUGCGAGUUUCCCACUGCUGGUCCCAUUCCUGCUCCAGUUCCACACAGUAUCAGGAGCCUGUCGGUCCUUCAGGAGCAGCAACUACAUUAAGGAUGGCUCCUGUGUUUGAUCUUAAGAAACUCAUUGACCGGGGUCGGUAGGAUGUUAGCAGCCAAGGGAUGACCUGAGUGUGGUCAGGACCCGGAAGAGACAUGAAGGAGCGAGAGCCAAUGGGGCAGGUGCCCACAGUUCUCCAAGGUGUGCAGAUGCCAAGCAAGAGUGUAGGUCUGUCUCAUCCUGCAAAGUUCCUUAUUCACAAGAGAGUCAGGGGGCAUCUGCUGCCCUGGCUGUGCUGGGGGCGAUAGCAUCCUCAGGGCAGGGCUGCUUUCCAGACUGGAGGGAAGGCUGCAGCCACCUGACUUGUCCCUUCAAACAGAGGCCACGCCUUGCUCAACCCUCACAACCUAAGAACCUGCCUGCCACUCACGGAAGCAAGGGUGAUGUGAAACUCACUGUUCCUCUCCAACGGCCCUUUGCGUCACAGGUAGGAUGAUGGAGACACCGACAUCCCCAGAUAAAAGGAGGGGCAAAACCAUCCCACUUCCUGGGGAAAUGAACCGCCUCUAUCACGUGACCCUGAAACAGUAGGACCGAGGCUGCGCCAGCUGUACAAUGGUCUUAAUGACUCCUUAGCUCUGAGAGAGCUGUCUCUUAAUGGGGGCCCCAUGAGCUGACACCCACAGAGAGUAACCGUUCUCGGUUGACAUUGUGUUUGUUACUUGAUGAAAAUGCCUUUUAACUCAAGGGGACUGGUUCUGCAUUUUAAUCUACAUAGCAGGUUGGCCAGGGGCUGGAGGGGUCCCGCCAUGCUGCUCCUGUGCUCUCUGCUCUCGGCUCUUGCUUGAGAACAAACAAGUCUGCAGUGUCAGAGGUGAAGGUAUUGGUCCCUCAGGACAGUUCACCGGUCUCCACAUCUAUGCCUGAAACUAGUGUCAUCACAGCAAAUACCUUGAUCCCGACCCUUGGAUUAGUCUCAACCCUCCUGUGACCCCUGGCAGCACUGCGGGGGACCGUGGUCAGUGGCCCCACUGCUGUGUCUGUGUGCAGUGAAGAGGUUCAGGUGCACAGAGCAUGUGCCGUGUGUGUGUGUGUGUGUGUGUGUGUGUGUGUGAGAGAGAGAGAGAGAGAGAGAGAGAGAGAGAGAGAGAGAGAGAGAGAGAGGAGGGGAGAGGGGGAGAGUGAGGCCUCAACUUCAGCUACAUUUAUAUAACUGACAGGUUUGGUUGGUUGGUUUUUUUGUUUGUUUGUUUUCUAAUAGAAUGUAAGGAUAUAUUUUAGAAACCAUGCUUUGUGUACUUUUCUCUGCUCCAGUGUGUGUGUGUGCAGCAAUCCCCACAGUUGUGUGUUACUAUGAAAAUUGCUUUAAAGAAGCGAGUAGUCAUUGGUCCUGGUCAUUUUCACUGAGGAUUUCUCUUGAGUCGGAGCCUCGCUGCAGGCUCCAUUUGCUGUUACAGCUGACGACGGCGAAGAAGUAAUACGCUAUGUUUGUGACCAGUCCUAACAGAAUUCCCAGCUGCCCUAACUUCCUGCUCCCACCUACCUCCACAGACCGCCUAACAAUCCCCGACAUCAGGAUGUGUUUAUAUCAAGUCACAUUCAAGACCUGGGCUGGCCCCGGGUCAUUUUAUACAGCCUGAGAAGCGCUUGAUCAAAUAAAGUCUGCCCCAGGUGACUCUUGGGAUUUCUGGGUGAUUUUGAAAACGAAUGUGUUUUUAAAAGAUGUAAUAGCAUUUGACUUUGUUAAAAUCUCUAUGUCAGUAUGCAUUUUAUUACCAAAUACAGAAAGUGGAGGACCUUUAGUAGUUUUUAUUUUCAGUUCUCCAAACUUCCUUCUUGAUUUAAGGCACGCGCUCUACUUUGGAUGAAAAAGAAAGAACAAAGAAUCUCUUGCCUGAACAGUGUCCGCAGCUCACGAACAACCUUCCCUCCCUCCCCCUUACUGGGCCAAAAAAAAAGUUGAUUUCAAAUUUUGAUGACUUUUAUUUGUUCUACUUUUAGCAUUCCAGAAUUUGCCGGCUCUGUUACCGUGAUGGAGAAGGCCUCCCUGGUUUAGAUUGUACCUAUAAUGUGUAGGCUCUGUGCUGUAGGUGAAAAGCGAUAACACUUGAAAGUCUAGGGAAAGAAAGAGCAUUCCAGGCUCUGUCCCCUAAAGUAAAAAAAGAGUGGCAUGUAGCUGGUCAGGGCUCGGAGGGUGAGCCUUGCUGCCCCCUAGCUGCUGGUACCUGUUCCGAUCUUCCUCCAUGUGUGGUAGAUCAUGGUAGAUCGCCUCUGCAGGUUUGCGCCACCACCUCGAUGGAAUGCCGUUUCUAACUACUGUGCCUUUUACAAUCCAAUCCACUGAAGACAGAUUCCACAUUCUACGUUGCUGUCGUUACAUGCAAAGCAAAAAAGCGUUUAAUUCAAAACCUGGUUCAAAGCGCAAGCUUUUUUUUUUUUUAAGCGCCAUCCUUCCAGCAUCGUGCGAGUGUGGAAAUCUAUAAUGGGAUGGCUGGUGUUUCUCAGGACAAGUCAGUCCUUUUUUCCCAGCCAGAGUUUCCUGGAGCCUGGGCAUGGCUUCUGCAUUCUGGCUUCAUUACAGAUAGGAAAAGCAGAAGCGUCCUCAGGCCAGCGUCAAGAAAUGUAAGUCGAUGCCUUUGAGCAGCCGGCAGACGGGAUGCUGGGCACACUGUGCCCACAGAUUGUUUCUUCUCAGGAUGCAGGGAAAGGGGCGUUUGAAAGAUUUAGGACAAAGUGAGUAGAAACCCCUAGCCAGUCUUAGGGGAAAGGAGCACCAGCUUACAUCGUGUAUGUAAAUUUGCUUACCUGUACCCCCGAUUGCCUUUGCUGCUCUCCCAGGCAUUGCCAGUUAGAUUUAGAAAGUACUUCGAGCCACUUUUGGUCCCCUUUUUGGGUACCUGUUGGUGACUACUGUGUGUGACCUGCCGCUCUUGGCUAUGCUUUUGAUGAUAACUAAUCCACGCUGAGGUGCUGUCUUCUGUGUGAGUCAAGUGUACUGCUGCUAACCCGGUGAGCUGGCUUUGACCCUGACCCUGAAAUAGGACCCAUGUGCUAGAUGUGCAUUUUUUGCUGAAUGAAGGGUUUGUUUGUUGUUGUUGUUUUUUAAAAAAAAAAUACUGUUAUUUGAUUUCUUGUAAAUGCUGUGAAUCUCUAUUUGUCAUUUUGUAUCUGUAUAUUAAAAUUAAUUUGCCAA
Molecule: messenger RNA, 8040 nt
Organism: Apodemus sylvaticus (European woodmouse)
Lineage: Eukaryota; Metazoa; Chordata; Mammalia; Rodentia; Muridae
Gene: Spata13
Product: spermatogenesis associated 13
Exons: 15
Coding region: 785-4525 (1246 amino acids)
Biological process (GO): intracellular signal transduction
Molecular function (GO): protein binding; guanyl-nucleotide exchange factor activity
Source: RefSeq, a predicted model, not a curated record